AUGGCGGAGAAACUUACAGUCGCCGGUGUUAGCUUAGGUCUCAAUCAGCUAGCAACAACAGUUGCUCAGUUAGUUAUUUCAGUAAAUCAAACAUCAGAAUCUGUUGAUUCUUCAAAUUCAUAUGCACACCAGGAUGGAUUUCAUUCUGUGAUUCCCCGCUUAUCUCACAGAGAGAAUAGUAAGUUUACUCGAACUCCUAAAGUUGAUUUUCCACGCUUUAAUGGUAUCAACCCUCGUGGAUGGGCUCUUAAAUGCAAUCAUUAUUUUCACCUUCAUAUGUUUCCUGAUGAAGAACGUGUAGAUAUGGAUGCUAUUCAUUUUGAUUCACAAGUAGAUCCAUGGUUUUUAAACUAUCAGCAGGGUAAAGAAUCCAUUUCUUGGGAUACAUCUACUAAAGAUUUAUGUGCUAGAUAUGAAGAUGUUGCCCAGGAUAAUUAUGUAGGUAGCUUCAAUAAAUUGUCUCAAAAUUCUUCAGUUGAAGCCUACUAUGAUCAGUGGGAACAUUAUAAGACAUUCAUGGUGGCCAAUAAUCCAACCCUACCAGAGAAUUUUUACACAUUAAGCUUUAUCAGUGGCUUGAAAGAGGAAAUACGCACAACAAUACAAAUGUUUAAACCUGAUACUACUUCUGAGGCAUUUUUCCUUGCCAGAAUGCAGCAAACAUCCUUGCAACACAUGCCUAAACCACUUAAAUCAUUUUCCAAGCCAUUUGCACCUCCUCCAUUAUCUAUUCCACAACCUUCUUCUUCCAUCACACCCUUUUAUCCUCCAUCUACUGCUUUUGGAAAAUCUAGUGGUUCUUCUUCACAACCUAUUGUGACACAUCCAACCACUCCAACAAAAACCUCACCUGAUAAAGCAGUGCCACCAAUCAGACACCUCACUUAUGUACAAAUGCAGCAAAGAAAAUAUAAAGGCUUAUGUUACAAUUGCGAUGAGUUUUACAGACAGGGCCAUAAAUGUAAAACUCAACAGCUUUUCAUGCUUAUCACUGAUGAGGAUAUUGAGGAGCCAGAACAAAUCUCAAAUACAACCAUCCAAGUUGAUUCUCCUCCUCCUAGUGACUCCACUCUGGAAAUAUCAUUACAUGCAUUGACAGAGAAUGUGGUUCAUGAUAUUAUAUGUAUUGCUGGUCAUUUACAGAAGAAACCGAUUAUGAUCCUCAUCGACACUGGAAUCACUCACUCUUUUAUUGAUUCUCAACUUACAGAACAGUUGGGUAUUCAUGCUUCUCCCACAGGUCACAUGGUAGUCACAGUGGCUAAUGGCGACAGCACCAUCAGCAAAGGUAUCUGUCACACACUUGGUUGGGAAAUGCAUGGCAACCAAUUUUCAUUUGAUUUGAGGGUCCUUCCAUUGGGUGGUUAUGAUAUGGUGUUAGGGGAUGAUUGGCUACAUCAUCCAGAUGAUAUCACUUUCAGUUUUUCUCAACUCAGGAUUUCCUUCAUGCAUCAAGGCAACCACAUCACACUUCAGGGAAGUUCCUCUAACCCUUCUUUGAGUCUUAUUAGUGCAUCUGCCUUUAAAAAAUAUGUUAAGAGUAAAGUCCCUACUUUGUUGGGUCAAUUUUUUUCUAACUCAACAUCACCACCUCCACCUACACCAUCCUUCCUCACUCUACUAGUGAACUCUUAUUCUGAUAUUUUUGCUGAACCUUCUCAACUACCACCACCAAGAGCUUUAGACUAUAAAAUUCCUCUUAAACCUAAUUCUAGCCGAACUUAUCAAAGACUAUAUAGAUGUCUAUACAUCCAAAAGUCUGUGGUAGAAUACAUGGUCCAAGAAAUGCUUAAUACAUGA
This is a messenger RNA of Papaver somniferum (opium poppy), 1800 nucleotides long. RefSeq lists its product as uncharacterized. The coding region runs from base 1 to 1800 and encodes 599 amino acids. The transcript has 2 exons. Lineage: Eukaryota; Viridiplantae; Streptophyta; Magnoliopsida; Ranunculales; Papaveraceae. The record is from RefSeq and is a predicted model, not a curated record.